Molecule: messenger RNA, 1197 nt
Organism: Harmonia axyridis
Lineage: Eukaryota; Metazoa; Arthropoda; Insecta; Coleoptera; Coccinellidae
Exons: 3
Coding region: 29-871 (280 amino acids)
Source: RefSeq, a predicted model, not a curated record
AUCAUUAACGUUUCGCGUUCAUGAUUUGAUGAUGGACACGGUCUGCUGUACCUCCUCUUAUAUAAGACAAUAUGCUCGACUGUUAGCCUCAGUUAUCAAAACAUCGUCGAACAGCAACAAACACCAGCAUCUCAAGAUGGGUUUGAUCAUCAAGAACUUGCUAGCAGUGACCGUUUUGUCAACCCUUUUGGUUGACUGCAGUGCGGCAAUCCACCCUAAAGUAUACAGGACUAUAAAUUUGUUCAGGAAAUGUCUGAUAAGUGGAUACCCUCUUUUGUGUGUUAAGGAAGCCAGUCUGGACAUCGUCAAUGAAACUUUAGUGAAUGAUAAGCCGAUGUUGUUCUACGAUAUGGUGGAGAUUGGGAGAAAUCCGAACUAUAAUCUCAACAAUUCUAUUAUGGAAGAUCUGCCCAGGGAUUUGGAAGCUAGAAGCCUGAAGAUAGACGAGAUUUUGCAUGACAAAAUCGAGGAUUACUUCAAAUCUAGGACCAUCAAGUUUAUCAUGGCACCAGCAGUUGAGGGUGAUGUGGGCAGAAAGAAGGGAGGUGGCGGUGGAGGCGGCGGCGGUAAGAAAGGUGGCAUGAUGAUGAUGGGCAUGAUUGGUAUGGCUUGUAUGAUGGGACAAAUGAUGAUGGGCAAAGUUGCUUUCAUGGCAGGUACCGCUAUGAUAAUCGCCAAAGUGGCCCUGUUCAUGUCCGCCAUGAUGGGAAUGAAGAAGAUGGGAGGUGGAGGAGGUGGUGGAGGUGAAUCCCACGUGGUUUACGCUGCACCAGCUGAGCACAGCCACGGUGGUGGUGGUGGUGGCUGGCACAGAAGCAUGGGAGAAGACUCCUACAGAGCCCCCUACCCUGAGAGUUCUGGUGGUUACUAAAAACCCCCAAAAGUAGUAGCAAUGAAGUACCGAAUCUGAAAUUGGACCUGAAGAAUUCGAAUCACGUGAUCUCACGUAUCAAUGCGAGCCAGUAUAGUCGUCCGAUGGAUCAUUCGGUGUUUCCAAAUUAGCUUUUUUUUAAUUUAUUAAGUUCCAAUUCGACCUCGUUUCAGAAUUAAUUUAUGAAAUAUUUAUUUAUUUAUUUAUUUAUUUUCUUAUAUUAGCUGUUUGAACUUGCCAUAAUUCAAUAAGUAAUAUACGAAACCUCAGUGAAAAUAUUGAUUCAGUGUAAUAUUUAAUUUCAAACAGAAAUGUAAGUUCCGAAG